This is a messenger RNA of Callithrix jacchus (white-tufted-ear marmoset), 2104 nucleotides long. It is a transcript of the gene CYB5R3, whose product is annotated as cytochrome b5 reductase 3. Gene Ontology annotation, cellular component: mitochondrion. The record is from RefSeq and is a predicted model, not a curated record. Gene Ontology annotation, molecular function: oxidoreductase activity; FAD binding. Lineage: Eukaryota; Metazoa; Chordata; Mammalia; Primates; Cebidae.
GCUGCAAACGAGGCCCAGAAAGACCCGCGUCCCGCGUGGGGCCGCACACCGGCGGAAGAGCUCCGAGCGCCGAGGGCCGCGGCCUCGGCAGAAGCCGGCGGAGCGACCCGGUCCCCGCCCCCGCGCCCGCCCCCCGCGCGCGCCUGGGCCCUCGGCCCCGCCCCCGCUCCGGGGUGACGCUAGCCGGGGCGCCACGAUCAAGGCGGCGGCGGCAGCGUAGCGAGCGCAGCGCGGGACCACCAUGGGGGCCCAGCUGAGCACGUUGGGCCAUGUGGUGCUUUCUCCAGUCUGGUUCCUGUACAGUCUGCUCAUGAAGCUGUUCCAGCGCUCCACGCCGGCCAUCACCCUCGAGAGCCCGGACAUCAAGUACCCGCUGAGGCUCAUCGACCGGGAGAUCAUCAGCCAUGACACCCGGCGCUUCCGCUUCGCCCUCCCGUCGCCCCAGCACAUCCUGGGCCUCCCUGUCGGCCAGCACAUCUACCUCUCGGCUCGAAUUGACGGAAACUUGGUCAUCCGGCCCUACACACCUGUCUCCAGCGACGAUGACAAGGGCUUCGUGGACCUGGUCAUAAAGGUUUACUUCAAGGACACUCAUCCCAAGUUUCCCGCCGGAGGGAAGAUGUCUCAGUACCUGGAAAGCAUGCAGAUUGGAGACACCAUCGAGUUCCGGGGCCCCAACGGGCUGCUGGUCUACCAGGGCAAAGGGAAGUUCGCCAUCCGACCUGACAAAAAAUCCAACCCCGUCAUCAAGACGGUGAAGUCUGUGGGCAUGAUCGCGGGAGGGACAGGCAUCACCCCGAUGCUGCAGGUGAUCCGGGCCAUCAUGAAGGACCCUGACGACCAUACUGUAUGCCACCUGCUCUUUGCCAACCAGACCGAGAAGGAUAUCCUGCUGCGGCCUGAGCUAGAGGAACUCAGGAACGAACAUUCUGCGCGCUUCAAGCUCUGGUACACGCUGGACAGAGCCCCUGAAGCCUGGGACUACAGCCAGGGCUUCGUGAACGAAGAGAUGAUCCGGGACCACCUUCCACCCCCGGAGGAGGAGCCACUGGUGCUGAUGUGCGGCCCCCCACCCAUGAUCCAGUACGCCUGCCUGCCCAACCUGGACCGUGUGGGCCACCCCAAGGAGCGCUGCUUCGCCUUCUGAGGGUCGGAGACAGUCACACGGCUACCUGCCCUGCGCGCCGCGCGCCCCACACCCCGUCCACACUCACCCUGUCACCUCCCCACAUCGCACACUGGGGCUCCGGGUUCAGCCUGGCCUGCCCGUGUCCUGGUGCGUCACCCGGCUCAGCAGGCUUCCUGGGGUCCCUUUGGGAGCAGGGCUCUUUUCCAGGUGGGCCACAGCUGAGCCUUCAGGAUGGGUUCUGCCUGGCACUUACUGGUUCUUACCAGAGACGCCCUGCCCCAUCCCUGUCCUAAUGACCCCUUGUCCACCCCCCACACACACUACAAGGCUGAGGGCUACCAGCAGCUCCCUUGGCCCACCCUUCCCGGCCUUGGUCCACAGUCAGGAUGUCAGCAGAUGCGGACGGGCUGUCCACAGCUGCAGGUGCCAGGGCCCACCCCAGCCUCACCUGCUGCCACUACUCCCGCCUCAGGGCCCGUCGCAGGCCUCAGCACCUGACACUGCGUGAGACAGCGACACCAGAAAGCCCUCUUGGGGGCGCUGCUCCCCACCCCGGUCUCUGGCCAGCCAGGAGCUUGGCUCUCCUCUGGCUAGAGUAGGAAGAGGGGGCUGGCCACGGAACCUCGGCAUUUCCUUCCAACUCAUCCAAACACAGAGGCAGCUUUGGGAGCCCAGAGCUGUGGGCUGGGCAGCCCACUGCACCACCUGGUUGUUUUGGGGUCCUGGGCUGGGGCCACCAUCCCCGGCGGCAGGACUCCCAUAACUACAUGUAUUUAUUCCUCUGUCCUACACCGUCCCCUCCUGCCCUCACCCCCAGCAAGGGGGGAUCCUGAGCAGUGCCUCUCGUCUGAGGGACAUAUUGGUGACCUCGACAUUGCCUUUAGACUAUAGUUGUGUUAGCCUCUUGCGUAUCGGCUUUUCCAGUCAUUUAUGAGCAGAAAAAAAAAAAAUUAAGUAAAACUUUGCUAACAUUAA